CAGUCAUAGGGCUCUUCCUCCUUGCUGCCCAGCACAUGAAUGGGAGCAGUGUCGGUAAUGGAGGUGCUGAAGAUUUCAGAGCCAGAGGAGACCUUUAGACACAGUCCAGUGCCAAGGGACCGUCUUUUUUACGACACGGUCUUCCACAACAGCGAGGUAAUCCUGGUGCAGGUAAACCCAGGUGAGGCCUUCACUAUUCGACGAGAGGAUGGUCAGUUUCAAUGUAUCACAGGUCCUGCUCAGGUUCCCAUGAUGUCUCCAAAUGGUUCAGUGCCUCCAAUCUAUGUGCCUCCUGGAUACAUUUCACAGAUCAUAGAAGAGAAUGGAGUGCGGCGGGUUCUGGUUUUGCCGCAGCAACCGGAGUUUCACCCAGGUGGCCACUCCCCUCUCCACCAUCCUCCGCCACCGCCCCACCCCCACCUGCCUGCCUUCAUCCCGCACCAGGCCAUGAUGCCCCCGCCGCCCCACCUCUACACGGGCAUGGCGGGCGGCGGCGACAUGGGCUCGCAGUACAUCUCCCAAUAUCACCCGGCUCACAUCUACUCAGAGCAGGUCUCUGCAGAUUCCCAUUCCCAACAUGGACGGCCAGCCUUUGUCCACAGGGACGACAGAACCAGCAAAACCUACGAGCGUCUGCAGAAGAAGCUGAAGGAACGCCAGGGAGGCGGUGGAGGGCAGGUGAGAGACAGCCCCCCGCCUUCGCCGCUCAAGACCCGCCGCAGCCCCCCGACGCUGGACGUCCACAAUGGCGUGGGAGGAAAAGUGCUCGAGGCGGAGCAGGGUCAGCCUGGCCAUGCGGCGGACAAGCAGACGGACAGAGAGCUGGAUGCAGCAGCUCAGGCCCUGCAAGCACUGUUGAGCACCAUCAGUAAGCCGGCGGUGUCAGACAUCCAGGCCAGAGGGGCAGCAGUGAGCUGGAGUGCGCCCACCGGGCCCGAGAGCGGCGACGGCAGCACCGAGGACGACCACACCCCUCCGGGGCCCCUCAGCUACGAGGUGUCGGUGUCCUUCAGCAGCAAGGAUGGGAAGUACAAGAGCAUGUACUGUGGCGAAGAACUAAGUGCGACUUUGGACGACCUUCGACCGGCGACGGACUAUCAUGUCAGGGUGCAGGCCAUGUCCAACUGUUUACAGGGAAGUCCCUCGGAGGCCCUCAGCUUCACCACAUCCAGCUGUGAGCCGGAGCCUCCCAAUCCACCCAGGAAGGCCAGCGGGACCAAGAACACACUGGUGCUCCAGUGGAAGGCCCCAUGUGACAACGGUUCCAAGGUCCAGAACUACAUUCUUCAAUGGGAUGAGGGCAAAUGCACGGGUGUGUUUGAGCAGUGCUACUACGGACCUCAGAAGCAGUACAGACUGACCAAACUCUCACCAGCCUCAAGAUACUCCUUCCGCCUUGCAGCCAAAAACGACAUGGGUGCCAGUGAGUUCAGUGAAGUGGUGGACCUGUUCACCUCAUGCAGUGUGCCAUUGCCGCCCUUCCCCCCAGAGCUGGAGAUGGCGGGGGUGACCUGGCUGUGUCUGAGGUGGCAGCGGCCCAACAGCUCGCCCAAGGAGGACGAGGUCUACUACGUGUUGGAGAUGGAGGAGGAAGGCUCGGGUUACGGCUUCCAGGCCAGCUACGAUGGCGAUGACCUCUCCUGCACGGUCAGGAACCUCCACAGGAGUACCAAGUACAAGUUCCGGGUGGCGGCUUACAACUCUGAAGGCAAAAGUAACCCCAGCCCGGUGGUGGAGUUCAUCACAAAACCAGACAGGCCCAGCUAUCCCUCCAGGCCCGUCAUCAAGGGGAAGGUUCUACCCACCACUUUCAAGUUGGCCUGGGAUCCCCCAAAAGAGAGCGGAGGAGCCGAAGUGACAAAGUACGUCGUCGAGCUGUCCGAGGGUUUAAGCGGUUUGUCCUGGGAGCUUGUGUAUUCCGGCCCCGCCUUGGAGUGCGUGUGCGACGGCCUGAAGCCCGGCUGCUGCUACCAGACCAGAGUGUACUGCAUGAGCGAGGGGGGGCAGAGCCCGCUGUCGGAGACCCUGCAGGUCCAGACUCCCGCGGUGCCCCCUGGACCCUGCCAACCCCCCCGACUGGUGGGCAAGCCCAAAGCCCGAGAAGUGCAACUGCGCUGGGGCCCGCCGCAGGUGGACGGCGGCAGCCCCGUGUCCUGCUACAGCGUGGAACUGAGUGGGCCGCAGCCGGAGGACAGCAGGGAGGUCUACCAGGGUCCAGAGCCGGACUGCUUUGUGGGAGGCUUGAUGCCCGGGAGGAGCUACGGAGUCCAGCUCAAGGCGGGAAACAAGGCGGGGUUUGGGCCUCUUUCUGAGCGCUACGACUUUACCACCGGAGCCGGGGCCCCGGAACAGUGCAAGGCGCCUUCCACCGUGUGCAAGUCGCCCAGCUGUGUCGUGGUCAGCUGGGAGAGUCCGCCCUGCAACGGCGCUCCAGUGACCGAGUUUCGCCUGGAGUGGGGGGCCGCCGAGGGCAGCAUGCAGGUGUGCUACAGCGGGCCGGCCCUCAGCCACGAAGUGAAGGGUCUGCUGCCUGCGAGCAACUACUUCUGCAGGGUGCAGGCUAUGAACGCGGCUGGCGUGGGGCCCUUCAGCGAGGCGCUCCUGUGCCAGACCCCCUGCUCCGUGCCGGCCGCCGUCGGCAACAUCUACGCCAUGAGGGAGUCGGAGUUGACGAGGCACAAGGCCGCGGGCGAGGCAGAGGACGAGGAGGACGGCAGCGCCGGGCCUCCGUACUCGCCGUCCACCUGCUUGGGAAUUUGCUGGGAUCCCCCCUGCGACCACGGUGCCGAGAUCACGUCCUACCUGGUCGACCUGGGCGAGCGCCAGCCCGUCGUGGUUGGCCGCGUCAGCAAACACGUCAUCCAGCACCUGCAGCCUGACACCAGCUACAGGAUCCGCAUCCAGGCCUUGAACAGCUUGGGAGCGGGCCCCUUUAGUCACACCUUUAAGCUGAAGACCAAGCCCCUGCCCCCUCAGCCGCCCCGCCUGGAGUGCACCGCCUUCAGCCACCAGACCCUCAGGCUCAAGUGGGGCGACGGUCCAGCCAAAGCCGCUGCCUCCGACGCCCUCCAGUAUCAGCUGCAGAUGGAGGACAAGAACGGCAGAUUCCUAUCCUUGUACAAAGGAACCUGCCACACACACAAAGUCCAGAGGCUUAAUGAGUCUACCUCUUACGCGUUCCGCAUCCAGGCCUUUAACGAGGCGGGCGAAGGGCCCUUCUCCAGUGUUUACACCUUCACCACCCCUCGCUCUCCUCCUGCCCCUCUCAAAGCUCCCAAGGUGGAGCGUCUGGAUGACAACUCCUGUGAGGUCACCUGGGAGGCCUUGUCGCCCAUGAAGGGAGACCCCAUCAUCUACACCUUGCAGUCCAUGGUGGGCAACUCUGAGUUCAAGCAGGCCUACAAAGGUUCCGGCACGUCCUUCACGGUUCCGCACCUGCACGCCAACAGCGACUACCGCUUCCGGGUUUGCGCCAUCCGGCAGUGCCAGGACGCCCCGAGGCUGAGCGGCCCCUACAGCCCCACGGUGACCCUCCCUGUCCAGCGCUGCGAGGCGGCGCCCGGCGGCCCGGCGGCCUCGUCCUCCCCCCGGUCCGAGUCGGGCCGGGCCAGACGCAGCUUGACGGACGAGCAGUGCGCCUUCCUCCUCCUCAUGGUGUUCGCCGUCAUCGCCAUCCUCAUCGCGUUCGUCAUCCAGUACUUUGUCAUCAAGUGAGCGCCGCCGCCCUCCUCACCCCCCCCACCCUGCCCCCGCUGCACGGUUCUUAUAGCUUUAUUCUUUUUCCCGCUCUUUCUUUUCCCCCGUCAGCGCAGGUCUCGGGGGCGGGGCUUUGGGAGUGAUUAGUGCCUGUGAUCACUUCCUGUCUCAGGCCCCGCCCUCUUCUCGCUCGCCCACUGGUGUGCGAAAGGGGGCGGGGCCACACAGUGACACAGAAUUGAUGUGCAUAGAAGGAAAAAGUCCUUAUAUUUGCAGCAGUUUUUCAUCGUGUUCAUUUGUGUCUUUUUUUAACAAAGCUUUCAUUUAUGUAACUGAACUUUUUUGCCUUUAAAUUUUGUGAACUAAAUUUUUUUUUUACAACAAAUUAUGCUGAAAAAAAUCAUUGAAUAAAAAAAUUUAUUCAGUUUGUGAAAAUACAGUGUGUAAAAAUUUAGUUAAAAAAAAUCAUUGUGAAAAAAAAUGUCAGCAUAAAAAUUUGACAGGUAAGCAGAAGAGAUGUACUGUAAGGAGUUAAGAGGGCCGUGGGACUGUAUUAAAAUUCAGUGUAUAAAAAUUCAGUGUAUAAAAAUUUAGUGUAUAAAAAAUCAUUGUAUAAAAAUUCAGUGUAUAAAAAUUAUUUGUCUAAAAAAUCAGUGUGAAAAAAAUCAGUAUAAAAAUUCAGUGUAAAAAAAAAUCAGUGUAUGAAAAUUUUGUGUAUAAAAAUUAAGUGUAUAAAACUUCCAUCUAUCCAUUUUCUACCGCUUUGCCCCUUUUGGAGUUACGGAGGGGCCGGGGCCAAUUCCAGCUACACUCGGGUGGAAGGUAGCAUAAAAAAAGUUUGAUGUGUAAAAAAAUCAGUAUCAGUGUAUUCAAAUUCAGCACAAAUUCUGUGUAUAAAAAUUCAGCGUAAAAAAAUCAGUAUAUCAGUGUAUUAAAAUUGAGUAUGAAAUAAUUGGUGUAUAAAAAAAUUAGUGUAUAAAAUUCAGUGAAUAAAAUUCAGCGUAUAAUAUUCACUGUAUAAAAAUUCAGCGUAAAAAAAAUCAGUAUAUCAGUUUAAUAAAAUUCAACAUAAAAAAAUCAGAGUAUAAAAUUCACUGCAUAAAAAUUCAGCGUAAAAAAUCAGUAUGUCAGUGUAUUAAAAUAGAGUAUGAAAUAAUCUGUGUAUAAAAAAAUUAGUGUAUAAAAUUCAGUGAAUAAAAUUCAGCGUAUAAUAUUCACUGUAUAAAAAUUCAGCGUAAAAAAAUCACUAUAUCAGUUUUUUAAAAUUCAGCAUAAAAAAAUCAGUGUAUAAAAAAUUCAGAGUAUAAAAUUCACUGUAUAAAAAUUCAGCGUAAAAAAUCAGUAUAUCAGUGUAUUAAAAUUGAGUAUGAAAUAAGCGGUGUAUAAAAAAAUUAGUGUAUAAAAUUCAGUGAAUAAAAUUGAGCGUAUAAUAUUCACUGUAUAAAAAUUCAGCGUAAAAAAAAUCAGUAUAUCAGUUUAUUAAAAUUCAGCAUAAAAAAAUCAGUAUAUAAAAAAUUCAGAGUAUAAAAUUCACUUCAUAAAAAUUCAGCGUAAACAAAUGUGUAUAACAGUGUAUUACAAUUCAGCGUAAAAAAAUUACUGUAUAAAAAUUCAGCGUAAAAAAUUCACUAUAAAAAUUCAGUGUGUAAGAAUUCAAUGUAAAAAAAAAAUCAGUAUAAAAUCUCAGCGUAAAAAAAAUCAGUGUAUAAAAAAAAUUCCAGUGUUAAAAAAAUUCAGCGUAAAAAAAUCAGUAUUAUCAGUGUAUUAAAAUUGAGCAUGAAAUAAUCGGUGUAUAAAAAAAAAUCAGAAUAUCAGUUUAUUAAAAUUCAGAGUAUAAAAUUUACUGUAUAAAAAUUCAGCGUAACCAAAUCUGUAUAUCAGUGUAUUAAAAUUCAGCGUAAAAAGAUUACUGUAUAAAAAUUCAGCGUAAAAAAUUCACUAUAAAAAUUCAGUGUGUAAGAAUUCAACGUAAAAAUAAAUCAGUAUAAAAUCUCAGCGUAAAAAAAAAUCAGUGAAUAAAAAAAAUAUCUAGUGUACAAAAAUUCAGCGUAAAAAAUUCAAUUGAUAAGAAUUUAGUGUAUAAGAAUUAGGUGUGUAAUAAUUCAGUGUAUCAGAAUCCAGUGUAUAAAAAAUCAAUGUAAAUAAAAUUCAGUGUAUAAAAAUCCAGGGUAUAAAAAAUCAGCAUAAAUAAAAUUCAGUGUAUAAAAGUUAUAGUGUAUAAAAAAUCAGCGUAAAUAAAAUUCAGUGUAUAAAAAAAUCAGCGUAUAUAAAAUUCAGUGUAUUAAAGUUAUAGUUUAUAAAAAAUCAGCGUAAAUAAAAUUCAGUGUAUAAAAAAAUCAGCGUAUAUAAAAUUCAGUGUAUUAAAGUUAUAGUGUAUAAAAAAUCAGCGUAAAUAAAAUUCAGUUUAUAAAAGUUCUAGUGUAUAAAAAGUCUGUGUAAAGUCCUGAAAAAUUCAAACCAGAUGACUGAAAACUUGACACCUCAUUGGCUGGUCCUGACACAAGAUCAAUUGUUUCAGUCCUAAUUUACCAGAAGUCGCUGUUAAGUUUUCAAGCAUUGAAUUUUUACAUUCUGAAUUUGAAAACCGUGAAUUUAACAAAAACACACAAUUUUGUUCAUUUUUUUCAAUAAGGUUGUCAACAUAUUUUGAUGAACAAAAAUUCAGUUCACAAAAUUCAAACGCAAAAAAAAACAAUUACCUUCAAAAAUAAGCUUUGGUAAUAAAGACACAAAGUAAGAAAACAAAGGUAAUGUAGGCGUGCCAGGAUCUGGUGGGCGGAGUUUGCACAGUGAAGGAUGGUGAGGGGGCGGGUGGGGGUCCAGAUGCUAAAAAAAAUCUAAAUAAUAAAAACGGGACCACAUGAAGGGACUUUUUAAAAGAAAAAAAAACAACCCCGGUGGAUUUUAAGGCGUACAAAAAACAAUCUGAUUCAGCACUUUCCAGAUGUUUUUCAUGUCGGGAAUGUUUAAGGACGUGUGAACAUGUGACCGCAGAAAUGUUGCUAUAUUUUUGUACAGUGGCGACAAAAACAUCAAGAAACCAAACUAACAGUCAACUUUCUUUUUUCUUUUUUCUUUUUUUUACUUUUUACGUCAUGCAGCUGCUUAACCAAUUAUCAUAUUCGUAAUAAUAUUGUCCGGCACAAAAUGUUUUCUUUCCAGUCAUUGAUUUGAUGUGCAAACCGUGACUGACUUUUUAUGGCGCACACCUUUUGCGUUUGUGUCGUUUUUGUUGUCCUUUUAAAAAGUUGUGCGUCGCUGCAACGGCCUUUAUUGGAGGAGAAAAAAAACAAUUUUUUUAUAUAUAUAUGUGUAUAUAUAUAUAUAUAUAUAUAUAUAUAUAUAUAUAGUGUUGGAAAUCAUUCAAGUGUUUUAUUUGAUAUCUUUUUUCGACGUCAGUAAAUAACGGUAUAGAAAGUAGUCGGUCGUGCGUGUUUUACUUUGCGAUGAUUUCCUUUGAUUUGGCUUUGUCAGGGUUCCGUGUUGAAGUAUAUGAAUAUCUAUUUUUUAUAUGAUACUAUAGGUUAACGGGAACACCCGCGUGAUAUCAUGUACUUCCUGCGUCGUGUGCGUUCCUUUUCGUCUUGUCGGCUUGCGGCCAGUCCACGCGUUUAUUCAAAAGACAAAAAGAUCCGACGGCCAUCUUGCUAAAGCCGCGUCACGUGAUUGGCUCCUGGGAACAAAUCCCCGUCUUUGAUAGCGGAUCAUGCCGAUUCAGCGCCUCCGCCGCCCGUUUGGUUGCUUGAGGAGAUUCACCAAUAAAACCCAAAUAUGCACAAAAAUGGAGAGAGAGCAUUUUAAUGUAAUUUUAAUAUUUGCGGUUACCUCACACACCUCUACAUUCCAAGAUGACAAUUUGUUAUACUUAGCAGACAUAUCACUUUCAGAUGUUCGUUAUGGGGAAAAUGUAUAAUCAUAGAAAUGUAUUUAAAAGUGUAUAUGUAUAGCCAUGAUAUCUACAAAAAAAUCCAUGCACAAUAAAAGAUUUAUUAUU
Entelurus aequoreus (snake pipefish) is the source of this 7690-nucleotide messenger RNA. It is a transcript of the gene fndc3a, whose product is annotated as fibronectin type III domain containing 3A. Gene Ontology annotation, molecular function: protein binding. NCBI's taxonomy places the organism in Eukaryota, Metazoa, Chordata, Actinopteri, Syngnathiformes, Syngnathidae. The record is from RefSeq and is a predicted model, not a curated record.